This is a messenger RNA of Parasteatoda tepidariorum (common house spider), 1127 nucleotides long. RefSeq lists its product as uncharacterized. The record is from RefSeq and is a predicted model, not a curated record. Lineage: Eukaryota; Metazoa; Arthropoda; Arachnida; Araneae; Theridiidae.
GGAAUACUCCAUCAGUUACAAUAACUUUCCGACUCAUUAGCUUUCCUAUAAUUAUUCAACCACAAACAUGGGAUACUGGGUUUUUAUUUUGCUUUUCUCCACAUAUGUAUUAGUGGUGAAUGGCAGACCUCAAAAUGCAGGAGCUGGAGCAGGUUUUAAUUUCGGAUUUCAGAUAGGAGCAAGAGCAGGUACGAAUGCAGGAGCCAAUGCUGGAGGCUUAGGUGGAUUACUUGGAGGUUUAGGUGGAGGAUUUGGAAUAAAUAUAGGCUUCGGAGGAGGUUUUGGUGCAGGAGCUGGAGGAGGAGGAGGCGCUGGAAAUGGACAAGGUGCAGGCGGAGCUUCUAAUAGGCCAAAUGAUGAAGGAACACCUGAUGAAGCACCAAAUCCCGAAGGGUCAUCACAUGAAACAAGUAAUGAAGAUAAAUCGGAUGAACAAAGUAACCGAGGUGAACCAGAUCAGCCGGACAAUGAGGAAUCAUCCGAUGAGAAGGGAGGAGAAUUUGAUGAACCAAAUGAUGAUAAUGUACGAGAUGUAAAUGAUGAAGAAUCAUCUAAUGAACCAACAGAGGAAAGGUCAUCUGAUGCCCCAAAUGACGAAGAAACGAAUCUUACUGAUGAAUCAGACGAUGAGGAAUCAUCCAAUGAGCGAAAUGAUGAGGGACCAUCUGAUGAAAAGAAUGAUGAAGGGAUAUCUGAUGCACCGAAUGAUGAGGAAAAGGCUGUUACUGAUGAAUCAAAUGAUAAGGAAUUAUCAUCUAAUGAACCGAAUGAUGAGGGAUUAUAUAAUGAACGUAAUGGAGAAGGGACAUCUGAGGCCCCAAAUAGGGAGGAAACGGGUUUUGCUGAUGAAUCAAAUGAUGGGGAAACCGGUUUAACUGACGAACCAAAUGAUGAAGGAAUGAGUUUUACCGAUACAUCAAGUAGUGAAGAAACGGGUUUCACUGAUGAAUCAAAUAGUGAGGAAUCAUCUAAUGAACCGAAUAAUGAAGAAUCAUCGGAUGCGCCAAAUGAUGAGAAAUGAUGAAGACAGUCGAACAUUGAUCUAAAUAAGUCGCAUACGCAAUCAAAUGUGAUAGAAUUUAUAAUAUUUAUUUGAAUUACAAUAAAACUGCUAUUUCUGUUGGAUA